Humulus lupulus (European hop) is the source of this 1151-nucleotide messenger RNA. Its product is annotated as transcription factor bHLH19-like. Bases 1 to 963 code for a protein of 320 amino acids. NCBI's taxonomy places the organism in Eukaryota, Viridiplantae, Streptophyta, Magnoliopsida, Rosales, Cannabaceae. Gene Ontology annotation, molecular function: protein dimerization activity. The record is from RefSeq and is a predicted model, not a curated record. The transcript has 4 exons.
AUGAAGGAUGCCUUAAGUAAUUUCAUGUGUGACCACUUCGAUAUGAGCUGUCUAGAUUCAAUUGAUCUUGAUCUUGAUCAUCAUCAUCAACAUCAGCUCAAUUAUUUUCAAUCUUCUUCUCCUUAUGAGAGCAACAUUUACACUCUUAACUCCGCACUUCAUAAUAGUAGUAGUGACCACCAUCAACAAAAUACAACCACGAAACCUCCUUUGCCGGCCGAUAUGAAAAGGGUUACGAUUAAGAGCCGCAAUUUGAAUUCUUGCACUUCGGCUACCCCAAAUGCGGAGAUGGUGUCUACUACUACUUCUCCUGCAGCCUUAAUUUCGUUCAACAACUCGAACUCAACCGCGAAUAAUGCGCUGGUGCUUUCUUCUGAGAAGAACUAUAUUGUUGGUUCGAUUGGUACCAAUACUAGGUCUCCAUCAUAUGCUCGGGAUCAUGUUAUAGCUGAAAGAAAGCGACGAGUGAAGCUCAAUCAGAUGUUUAUAGCUCUUUCCGCUGUGGUUCCAGGUCUAAAGAAGAUGGACAGGACUUCUGUUCUGGGAGAUGCCAUCAAUUAUGUUAAACAUCUGGAAGAACGAGUAAAGACACUGGAGGAACAACAAGAAAUAAAAACCGAAAACCAUAAACCAGUCAUUUUGAUGAAGAAAUCUCUGCUAUGUACUGUCGAAGAUUAUUUGUCUGAUAAUGACAUGGUUAUGCAGCCACUGCCUGAAAUUGAGGCCAGAGUUUCCAACAAGGAUGUUUUGAUAAGAAUCUACUGCGAGAAGCAAUAUGGUGGGUGCAAUUUGGCCAACUUACUCACCAAAAUAGAGAACCUUCACCUCACAAUUGUCAGUACUAGUGCGUUGCCCCUAGGGAGUUCUACAAUUGAUAUAACUAUCGUUGCUCAGAUGGACGUUGAGUUUUGCAUGACUCACAACGAGCUCAAAGAGAAGUUAAGACAGGCUUUGCUCAUGUAGUACGUACGUAGAGACCUACGCAGUAUAUAAUAUUUUUGAAUUGUAAAACUAAGAAGUUCAUAUGAUGACUCUAAUUAUUUGCUUCAGACUCUAUAUAACCUUCCUAUAUACGAGCUAUGACUUCCUUGAAUAAUUAUAUACAUGCAUGUUUAUAAAAUAUAUGUAAGCAUAAUUCAUGUUGAUCAAUA